UGGGAAAUUUCAUGCGCCAGAUAAAACAGAGGGGUCCUCUAAUGCUCCAGAUCCAAAGUCUUUUUGUUUUCCUUCACACUCAAGCUCCAUUGUUUUAUCUUGAAUUCAUUUGAUUACCACCAAAUUCUUGGGAUCCACCAUUUAAGAUCUGGUUUGAAUUCCGUUCCCAAGUUCUGGUUCGGAAUCUGAUAGCUGCACUCUGCUCACUGGUAAGGGAAAUAUAUAGAUUAGCUCAAAUGGCUGUGAGAAAGCCAGGUUUGAUCGCUUUAUUUGAUGUUGAUGGGACGCUCACAGCGCCAAGAAAGGCGGCCACUCCAAAGAUGUUAGAGUUCAUGCAGGAACUGAAGAAGGUUGUUACUGUUGGAGUGGUGGGGGGAUCUGACCUCUCUAAGAUAUCAGAGCAGCUUGGCAAGACAGUUACACAGGACUAUGAUUAUGUAUUUUCCGAGAAUGGGCUUGUGGCCCAUAAAGAGGGCAAGCUCAUUGGCACCCAGAGCUUGAAGACGUUUCUUGGAGAAGAAGAGCUCAAGGAAUUUAUAAAUUUUACACUCCAUUAUAUUGCUGACUUGGACAUUCCGAUAAAAAGAGGCACAUUUAUAGAAUUCCGGAGUGGGAUGAUUAAUGUAUCGCCAAUUGGGCGGAAUUGCAGCCAAGAAGAAAGGGAUGAAUUUGAGAAAUAUGACAAGGUCCAUAACAUUCGCCCAAAAAUGGUGUCCGUGCUGAGAGAAAAGUUCCCACACCUUAACCUGACAUUCUCAAUAGGAGGGCAGAUAAGUUUUGAUGUUUUUCCUCAAGGUUGGGACAAGACAUAUUGCUUGAGAUACCUUGAUGAGUUUGAUGAAAUCCACUUCUUUGGGGACAAAACUUACAAGGGAGGAAAUGAUCAUGAAAUUUACGAAUCAGAGCGAACAGUGGGUCACACAGUUACCAGUCCUGAAGAUACCCUGGAGCAAUGUAAAGCUCUCUUCCUGGCAAAUUCCUAAGCUGGCGAUCUAGUUUUGUAUUUGAUUGUAUUCCAUUUGUAUAUUAAACAUUUGAGAAUAAACACAAGUAGAAUUCCUGCUUGUGUAAUUUUUAUGAUGCAUUCGAACUUGAUAAAGAGAUGUAGACAUCCAUGUACUUUUGAACCCUAAUUAAUCAUAGGGGUUGAACUUUGAAUCUUAUGUGAUUUGAAAUUUUACUUUCA
This is a messenger RNA of Manihot esculenta (cassava), 1186 nucleotides long. RefSeq names its product phosphomannomutase. NCBI's taxonomy places the organism in Eukaryota, Viridiplantae, Streptophyta, Magnoliopsida, Malpighiales, Euphorbiaceae. Bases 237 to 983 code for a protein of 248 amino acids. The record is from RefSeq and is a predicted model, not a curated record. The transcript is spliced from 12 exons. Gene Ontology annotation, cellular component: cytosol. Gene Ontology annotation, biological process: GDP-mannose biosynthetic process; protein N-linked glycosylation; mannose metabolic process. Gene Ontology annotation, molecular function: phosphomannomutase activity.